Messenger RNA from Pectinophora gossypiella (pink bollworm), 1901 nucleotides. RefSeq lists its product as uncharacterized. Lineage: Eukaryota; Metazoa; Arthropoda; Insecta; Lepidoptera; Gelechiidae. Bases 1102 to 1791 code for a protein of 229 amino acids. The transcript is spliced from 4 exons. The record is from RefSeq and is a predicted model, not a curated record.
UAUAUUUUCCUGGUGAGGGAACGCCUUUACGCACUGUUUACGGAAAGUGAGCAGCUCGUUGUUUGCAUUCGGCAUCAUUCGCGUGUCAGGGCUGCCAUCAUAACAGAUUGUUUACCCUCCGAUAAAUAUUUGCCCAUAUAUCCCCAAUAUUACACACAUUGCGAAUUAAUUAAGUUUCGUUUGCGAUGUAGCGCGCCGGUACUGUUUCGCAUGCAAACAAUGUGCGUGAGUGUGAGCGUUACACGUUCCGAGUAGCAUUAUAUAAUUAUGUAAUAUUGAUGUUUAUAAAAUAAUAUGUGUAAAUAUAACCUUGUUCAAGUCCUGAUUAUAGUCAGAUACAUUACAAAAAUUGAUUUAGAACCUCGCAGUCCAUGAACUACUAGGUGACUAAAAGCCUUGGACAAGUUGCCAACGACUACGAAAAGGAUUGACAUAAAUGACAUUGUAUUUAAAACUGUCACUGGCGCUCUUUGAAAUCAGCUAACCCAGCACUGGAUCAGCCUAGUGAAGUAUGCUCCAUGUUCCCUCCAGUAAAUUAAAGGGAAGACUGUGCCCAUCCAUCAGUGGAACAUGUAUAAGCUAGCAAUGUAAAAUAUAUACAAUCACACCUUAUCAAAUAUUGCAUUGGAAGAAUGCAUCCGGGAUCUUACACAUCAUCAAUCUAGUAAUAGCUACUUUAUUAAUAAACUGCUAAUAUAAUAGAAAUGUAGGAAACUAAAUUGAAACCCACGCCUUAUUAUGGAAAAAACCAUUGACAGUGAACAAAACAAUGUACAACCCUCACGAAAGGCUAGAUAUUGUUCGGAGCCAUUCGUGUUAGUAACUAGAUAUAAAGACUUUGUUAAGGUCUUACCUCGUUGACGUCAGAACAAAAGCCUUAUAGGAUAUUGCCUGUGUGAGUAGGUAUGUAAUCGUAACAGGCAUAUUUGAAUACAUAAUCGUGCGAGAAAUGUCACAGACAUCUGAGCUGUUAACACAAUUAACACAAAUCCCUAUUAUCUUACUCUGGUAUAUAAUCCCGUGCUUCUUCAUAAUCCUCAUAAGCCUUCUGGCUACAGGAUAUUUCGUUAUACCACCAAGAAGAUAUUGAAGUAUUUCAAUAUGGCUUGUGGUAGAACUGUCUUCGUUUGGAUCACUAUAUUGGCGUCUCUGACCUUCAUUUUAGCAGAAGAAGGUUCAGGAGCUGGUCGUAAUGAUAACGCAAACGAACGUAUGUCUUUUUCGUUGCCAACUUUCGGGAUGAGUGGUAGUUUCGGAGGUCUGUCUGGGGGUGGCUUGCCCAACUUCGGCCAAUUCUUGGGCGGUGGUGGAAGCAAUGAUUCAUCAAACCUCUUUAACCAAUUCGUAUCUGCCUUCAGCCAGUUUAUUCCAAGGAAUGGUAGUAGAACACCGAGCAUGGGAAGUAUGGGAAGCAUGCAUAUGGAUGGCUCUCGUCACGCUCGAGACGUUAAUGGGGAGAACAGGGAAGAAAGAGCACAAGGAGAACAAAGUGCACAAGUGGAACAAAAUGAGCAAGGUGCCAAUGGCGACCAUCAAGAUCGAUUGUUCUUCGGAAGCUUCUUCGGAGUUCCCGUAAGCUGUAACUACACGACUCAGCCAGGGACAACGUGCGCUGGUUGCGCGACCCGUCUGGUCUGCCUGCCCGGCAACCGCGGGUACCUGCGCCGCUGCGGCUUCCUGCACCCCUACUGCAACAACGGCCGCUGCUCCAAGAUUGCUGGAUCAGCUUGCUUCACUUCCUCCACCGCUGCUGCCACCACCAACACCGCUGCCACUACUGGCACUACAUAAAUAUUGAGAAUAUUGGGUGCUUUAGAUUGAAUAUGAAUAUGGUUCGAUCACUGGCAGUGCUAGAGACAUUAUUUUUAGUUUUCAAUAAAGAAUGGUAUAUUUAUUAAAAA